AUUUUUAGAGGACAGGGGAUCUGAUUCAGGUCAAGCACCGGAGUAGGAGCAACAUUGCCGCCAAGUCGCGGCAUGUUUUUGCUUAUGUCACCCGUUGGAUGGAAGGGUAGAUAGCUGGGUGUAAGGGACACAGCAGCUCAGUUUAAAUUCCACAGCCGUCGAGGCAACAUCCUUCUAUGUCGCGCUGGCCUUGAAGCGAUUGCCUCAUCAGUGAGAAAUUACUGCUGUCGCCUAUAUAGCGGUUUCUGGUCCAUACAAGGCUGGAUGAUCGACAUAUAUAUUUCCUUAAAUAAGUGCUGAAAUUUCUCACGGCUAUUUUUAUGUGAAAGUACAGGUCAUACACAUUGUUUUGUGAUAAGUGUGCCUGCUGUUGCAGAAGAAGGUUGUAAAUGUUUUAGAGCCGCAGCAAAGACUUAAUUAACGGGCAGUGAACACGACUUUGAUGGUAUUGUAUAUACCGGGGACUGUGUGUGUGUCACCUUAACCUCCUGCCAUUGUCCGUAAAUCUUCGUGUAACUGGCCUGGUCACAAGAGGCACUAAAUAGACAAGGUGGGAGAUUUUCCGCCUGAGAACUCUUUGAACACUUCGCCGCCGGCAUACCUGAGACCGAACCUCAACCUCAUUCAUAACUACCUGCGUGAAUCACCUGCGACGUUUCCUCGUGGGAAGCACGCCACUGGUGGGCCCGUGGAAUGCACUUAAUGUGGCGACCAGUACAAAGCUCUGCCUAGGCACGAAAACGAGACAAGUAUGUGGCCCCCACUUCGUGACAUUUAACCUUCUGGCGAUCCAAGGCGAGAGGUCCGCUCGGCGGGUUCUUCGCAGUUUGUUCCAAGACGUUCAUGGAGACACAGGUCUGGCGAUACUAGUACCAGAACCACGAGAAAAAGAUAACACGAGGACAAAGAAUGCUGUGCUCACAAACAAGAGACAGCCACAAGGCUAAAGCUGGAGCCACGACAACAACAACACCCACGACAAAACGCCCCUUAGUUGCCAUGGCAGCCGGACGGACCACCCCUGAAGGGCAGUCGGCCACCCGUAGCGGCCGAACAAAGGAUGAACUCCGUGCAGUGCCCGCCGCUCCUGUCACGCACGGGCCCCGGGGCCUUGUCGCGCGCCUGCGCAGCAAGCUGUGUAAGCCGACGAAAUGCGAAAAGUGCCGGCGGCGCAGCACUUCCUGCCGCCCCAACGCCUCCUUCCUGUCUGGCCGGAAACACUACCUGUGCGAGAACUGCCGUGUGUCUGCUGACAACGUCAAGAACCUGUACACGCAGAUGAUGAUCCGCAACCCGCACUUCCGGUUCCAGACCGAGGGAUGUGACGUCAUUACGGACGAAGACUUUUCCGCCUCAGACCUUUCGGCCUCCUCGGGGAACGAUGGGUGUACGGCGGGGGGUGAGUCCGGUUACGGCACAGCCACCUCCAGUGACUCUGUCGGUUCGGAACCAAGCGGCGUCUGUGAUGACAGUCCUGUGACUUCUGCAACCAUCACAGCACCGACACCCAACAGACCUCCUUCGUACGACCUGGCUUGUUCUCGAAGUCGGAUUCUGCGAGAGAGUGACAGAUUCCUUCUCGAACAAUCCGCGAGGUCAAGAGUGAAGGACUCGGCCAAUGCGGCCACAGAGGAACGCUGACGAGGAGAAACGCCAGAUGGAUCUGAGGUUGCAGGAUUUGCAGCAUCGACUGGAAGAGAUUCAGUUGGUCACAGACAGAGGCCACGCAGAGGACAAACCCCGUCCAGUCUACGACGGUUAUUUGGAAACCAGCUUCAGAUCCUCCAAAGCCAACGUCCGGGUACUGAAAAGUCCAACCUCAGGCCUCGCUGAUGGAACUGUAGUCCAGCAGACUACACCAUCGAAAUCCUCCCCUGGAGGGCAACCUGACCCUCAGCGCCUUAGCUCUGGAAGCCGAAAGGAUUGUGCCAACUGUCACAAAAUAACUGUCACUGCAUUCCGACUCCCAUGGGAGGGGGCGUGGCUUUGUGAGGACUGCAUGGACGACAUGAUCUGACGAUGCAGUGUACAUGUAUUCAUUUUUAACAGUUGUUGGCCAGUCGCUGAAGUGCUGAACGGGUAACAGAAAGACUGUGCGUGCAGCAGAAAACAAUCACGUGCAGAAACACGCAUUUCAUUCACUCUACCUCAGGGACUCGAUCGAAAGCGAAUGAAGAAUUUAGAAUAAAUCCAUUUCAAUUAUCAUCACGAGAGGGAAGAAGAAGUGAGCAACUGUCAAUGUGACAGCAGUGGGUGACAGCACAGGCACAAGACGUUCACGAAGAGUGCAUUAAUCCUGGAUGUAAUUAAAGCGAGAACCCAAUGUGUUUUUCUUCUUACAUUCAUCUUCAAAAAAGAAGUAUGACUGCAUUAAUUUUAGAAUUUCUGUGCGCGUUUCCUUUCAAGAAUAUUGUCAUUUUAGAAACUCUAAAACAUGUGUGUUCGUGUGCGCGCGCUCGCGAGCGAGUGCUAAACAAUUUCAGUGACUCAUCUGGUAGGUCGUUCUCCUCCAGUAUACAAUCAGUCCAUCUCUUGAACAAACGUUUUUGUGACUUCAAUGCCUGGCUCUGGGCUGUCGAGGAAGUAUUUCCUAGUAGGAGUGUAGCGAUCGUCUAUGACUUAUGGCAACCUUCAUCCUUUAGUGUCUACAUCAAGGACCGAGCUACAGUGGACCUAAGGCGGAGGUCACGCUGACGUGGGGGUCAAUGGGAGGAGUGCUAGUGAUGAGUGUUUGACUGAACAGGGAAAGCUCAGGUUGUUCCGCAUUAUUUGAUAUGUGAAAUAUGACUAAGAGAACUCGUGUCUUUGGUAUGUGUGAAGCGAAUGGGGGGAGGGAGAUGGGGAGUGAAAGGGGAAUAGACUAGUCACCCGGAUGUAUUCUAUUGGUGACUUAUGUUCGCGUGACUUACGCUUAGCUCUUGUACACGACACUAAAACUUUUGAGCCAAGAAGACUGUGUUCAUCUUAAAUAAAAGAAAUGAGUUUACCAUGU
This is a messenger RNA of Pomacea canaliculata, 2992 nucleotides long. RefSeq lists its product as uncharacterized. Lineage: Eukaryota; Metazoa; Mollusca; Gastropoda; Architaenioglossa; Ampullariidae. Bases 910 to 1641 code for a protein of 243 amino acids. The record is from RefSeq and is a predicted model, not a curated record. The transcript has 2 exons.